This is a messenger RNA of Prorocentrum cordatum, 1941 nucleotides long. Lineage: Eukaryota; Dinophyceae; Prorocentrales; Prorocentraceae. The record is from the annotation of a GenBank genome assembly.
AUGGAGAUAGGCAUCAUCAUGUCGAUCACGAUGGAGAAGGACCGCCACGUCUGCGAGGAGUUGGAGCCGAGGGUGAACUAUGACAAACUGGUGGGUGACGGAGUCUACAGAGACGCGUACACAGGCGAGGACUUGUUGAAGGAGCUGGUCAUCAACGGCAGGACGAAGGAAAUGAAGAGCAUGGAGGUGUUUGAGGUCUUUGAGUGGGUACCACUUGAGGACUGGAUGAAGCCGUUCGACACCAAGUGGAUCGACAGCAAGAAGUACGACUUACAGAACCACGAGUGGAUCGUGAGGAGCCGAUGUUUUCACAGAAGGUAUAGCGACGGGACCGACCCCUCGAAUUUCGCAGGGACACCCGCACUAUGGGCCGUUAAGCUGGUGAUUUCGAGAGCAGCUUCAACGAGAACGACUGAGUCGAGGAGGAAGAAGUUUGGUCUAUAUGACAUCUCAGUGGCGCUCUUUCACGCGUCGCUGAAGGAGCCCCAGUACUGCUGGCCGCCACCUGAACAGCGACGACCAGGGAUGCUUUGGAAGUUGCAGAAGGCGAUGUAUGGGACGCCAGAGGCGUCGAUGUUAUUUCAAGGAGAAGUUCGAGAUAACUUCAGACAGAACGGGUACGAGGAGUUGAAGACGGUGUGCUGCUUGUACUACCAUCCUGGCAAGGACUCGCUCUGUGCUGGACACGGAGAUGAUUUUGUGGUGGAGGCUUACGACGAGGAGCUGGAUGAGUUCGAUAAGCUCAUGGCCAGUAGGUUUAAGGUCAAGCCUCAACCGAGAGUGGGGCCAGGAGGAGCAGCUGAAGGUACGUUUCUCAACAGAACGGUGCUUUGGGGCGAGGAGGGCUUCGGCAUUCUACCAGACCCGAAGCUGAUCUUGAAGAUGGUGGAGUUGUACGAGCUGAAGCAGGCCAAGCCCGCAGAGACACCGAGUUCGAAGCACACUGCCAAGGGAGUUCGGGAUGCUGAAGACCCAGUAGGACGACAGAGCUCGAUGUUGUACAGGAGUUGCGGUUGCAUUGCACAGUAUAUGGCUGGGGAUCGUUGGGAUAUUCAGGAAGCAGUUCGAGAGCAGAGUUGUUCGUACAAUGACCCGCGAGUGAAGCACGGACUCAAGCAGAAGCGUCUGGUCAGGUAUUUGAAGGGCACGGCCGACAUCGUGAUAUUCUACCCGUAUCAGCAGGAGACGUUCAAAGUAACGGCGUCGGUGGACGCGGACUGGGCAGGACAGGAGGCGACAUGCAAGAGUAUCUCAUCAGGUGGAGUUCGACUAGGAGCCCAUCUACUGGAGAGCUGGGUACUAUCUCAGGCGACGGUGGCGCUCUCAAGUGGGGAGUCGGAGUUCUACGCGAUGGGUUCGGGAACAGCCCGAGGUCUUACCAUCGAGCACGCGUUGCAGGAGAUGGCGCAGAUGAGGAACGAGGAGGUCAAGAUCACUCUGGAGUUGGAGACGGACUCAGCAGCGGCGAAAGGCAUGAUCCACAGACACGGAGUCGGACGAGUACGACAUCUACAGACUAGGUGGAUCUGGCAUCAAGAUCUGGUACGAGACGGAGACAUGGAGGUGGUGAAGGUCAAUACGAAGGACCAAGUGGCAGAUAUAGGAACGAAACCGAUGGACAAGGACACGCUCAGGAGACACAUGAAGACGCUGGGGUUGAUCUCAAUCAAGGCGACGAGUUUCAAGGACCCAGAAGUGCUCACGAAGGUUUUGGCGGUAAUGACGACCAUUUCGGGAGCAGAGGCGACAGGCGAUUGCUACUAUGAGGACGGUUUUAGAAUCAAUGUGAACAUGAAGAGCGAGUUUAACUGGUGGAGUUUCGUUACACACUUGGUGGUUACGAUUGUGGCAGUGGUUUUCAGUUACUACGUGUUCGUGGUGAAGGCGAAGCAGGACAGGGCAGAGGUGCAGUUCAAGAAGAUGAGGUAUGAGGUCAGUUGA